AUGUUUGGAGGCCUAGGGCCUGGGGGCCUGGGAACCCAGGGCAUGGCGGGACCCCUGCGGGGCCGGGUGGAGGAGCUGAAGCGGCCCUGGUGGCGGGAGACCUCCCCGUUGGUGUUGAGGCACAGUGAGGCUGCCCGGCUGGCAGCUGACGCCCUCUUGGAGCGGGGUGAGACUGCCUACCUUCAGGUCAUCUCCGAGGAGCGGGAGCUGCCCUUCCUGAGCGCCCUGGACGUGGACUACAUGACCAGCCAUGUGCACGGGGUCCCCGAACUCAAUGAGGCUCAGGGACUGGAGGCUGCAGUGCCUGACCGCCUCAGCCUGCUCUCUGAAGUCACCUCAGGCACGUACUUCCCCAUGGCCUCUGAUCUAGAGCCCCCGGACCUGGACCUGGGCUGGCCUGAGGUUCCACAGGCCACUGGCUUCAGCCCCACCCAGGCCGUGGUCCACUUCCAGCGGGACAAGGCCAAGAACAUCAAGGACUUGCUGCGUUUCCUCUUCAGUCAGGCCCGCACGGUCGUGGCUGUGGUGAUGGACAUAUUCACCGACAUGGAGCUUCUGUGUGACCUCAUGGAGGCCUCAAGCCGGCGUGGUGUUCCCGUCUACGUGCUCCUGGCCCAGGAAUACCUGAGGCACUUCCUGGAGAUGUGCUACAAGAUGGAUGUCAAUGGGGGGCACCUGCCAAACAUGCGUGUGCGAAGCAUAUGUGGGGACACAUACUGCAGCAAGGCAGGCCGCCGCUUCACAGGGCAGGCCCUGGAGAAAUUCAUCAUCAUCGACUGUGAGCAGGUGGUUGCAGGCAGCUACAGCUUCACCUGGCUGUGCAGCCAGGCCCACACGAGCAUGGUGCUGCAGCUGAGGGGCCGAAUCGUGGAGGACUUCGACCGGGAGUUCCGCUGUCUGUAUGCCGAGUCUCAGCCUGUGGAGGGCUUCGGUGGCAGUGAGGAGCCCCUGUCACCCAGGGUACCACACCCUCCCCAGGUGACCCUGGCCUUCAGGCCUGGCUUCCCAAGAAGCCCCACCUCCUCCUCGCCCUCCAGCACCAGCCUCGGCAGCGUCAAGCGCUCUCCUCUCCUGGGCCGCGCCUCCUACCUCGCUCUACUGGGAGGCUGCUCUACCUCGUCCCCAGGUCCUGCCCACCGUGAGACCAGUAACCAGCUCCCCCUGCAACGUCAGCUGUCAGACCCUAACCAUGACGCCCCUCCUGGGUUCUAUAGGGCCAACCUGAGCAAGCUGGGAGUGUCCUCAUGGUCCCAGUCCUCCCCUGCCCUCAACCACCAUAACGCUAGCCCCCCGGGCCUGGCAGUGGGCUCACAUCUGCUCUCCCAUCCACGCCCCCUCUUCCCCUUCCCCCGGGGUGGUCCAGCCCUGUCCCGGCUCCCAGAGAAUGGGUUCUCAGGAAGCCAGGAGCUUAGUCCCCCACGAGGUCGUCGAAUUCCUGGCCCAGUCCUGGAGACAGUGCAUGAGAGGAAGGCAUCUCUGAAUCAGAGCCAUGGCCAGAAGGACCUCCUGGUCCCCUUCCCCAGAGCCCGAGAAGCUGGAGGGCCCGACUCUGGGGUUACCCCCGGCUCAGGCUCCUUUCAGCCUGGAGAGCAGGCCCCAGAGGACAGGAAGUUGUCCCCAAGCCAGAGCUACAGCCAGCUGGACCUCUUGCCCAAGGCUCAGGGUGCAGGGAGCACUCCUGAGUCAGGCUCUCCCAGAACUGGUGAUCAGGUCUCAGAGGAGAGAAGGCUGUCCCCAAGCCACAGCCACAGCCAGUUGGACCUCUUGACACAGUUCUCCAAGGCCCAGGGCUCCAAAGUGCCCCCUGAAGCCAGCUCCCCCAGCAGGCCCAGCAAGCAGGGCCCAGAUGAGUGGCGGCAUAGCCUAGGCCACAGCCAGCUGGACCUCAUCACAAAGUGUGGCCCAUUCCGGGCUGAGGGGCCCGGGCGCAUUGGUCUCCCUGGUCCGAGCCCUGUUCGCAAGACUGAAGUGGGCUCUGGGGAUGAGAAGCGGCUGACUCUGGGCCACAGUAAGCUGGACCUCAUCACCAAGUAUCACCAAUUGCAGGUUGUCAGGCAGGCACCUGAACCAGGCCUGCCUGGGGACUCAACAGGUGGCCAUCACAAUAGUGGUAGCAAUGACUUGUAUGGGGAUGAGAAGCGGCUGACUCUGGGCCACAGUAAGCUGGACCUCAUCACCAAGUACAACAAGUUCAGGGUGCUCCGAAGCCGCUUUGAGUCCUAG
Messenger RNA from Orycteropus afer afer, 2223 nucleotides. It is a transcript of the gene SACK1C, whose product is annotated as family with sequence similarity 83 member C. The record is from RefSeq and is a predicted model, not a curated record. The transcript has 4 exons. Gene Ontology annotation, biological process: epidermal growth factor receptor signaling pathway. The coding region runs from base 1 to 2223 and encodes 740 amino acids. NCBI's taxonomy places the organism in Eukaryota, Metazoa, Chordata, Mammalia, Tubulidentata, Orycteropodidae.